Quercus robur (English oak) is the source of this 2103-nucleotide messenger RNA. Its product is annotated as cyclin-L1-1-like. Lineage: Eukaryota; Viridiplantae; Streptophyta; Magnoliopsida; Fagales; Fagaceae. The transcript is spliced from 9 exons. Gene Ontology annotation, biological process: regulation of transcription by RNA polymerase II. Gene Ontology annotation, molecular function: cyclin-dependent protein serine/threonine kinase regulator activity. Gene Ontology annotation, cellular component: nucleus. The coding region runs from base 242 to 1582 and encodes 446 amino acids. The record is from RefSeq and is a predicted model, not a curated record.
AUGGGCAUCAGGUUAGCAACUCUUUCAUAUUUGCAGCCUAAUUUUGUCCAUCUCAUAUGUAACUUUGUUGCUUUUCUUCACACACUCGCCCACUCCUCCGCUCUCGUCUUCCCUCCCUAAUCAAGCGGUUGCCGUGGUUAGCAUCAAAUUUUUGGAGAAGCUCCUCACCGCCACUUCGCCCUUUCGGCGAAGCCAGGAUUUAGAGCGGUUUGUUGAAGCUUGUUGAGUUCUUACAAUUAGAAUGAUAUACACGGCGAUUGACAACUUCUACUUAACUGAUGAGGAGCUAAAGAACUCACCAUCUAGGAAAGAUGGUAUAGAUGAAGCGACUGAAACUAUCUUACGAAUAUAUGGCUGUGAUCUCAUCCAAGAAAGUGGCAUCUUGCUUAGAUUACCUCAAGCUGUAAUGGCCACUGGGCAGGUUCUAUUCCAUCGUUUCUAUUGCAAGAAAUCAUUUGCCCGCUUCAAUGUGAAGAAAGUUGCUGCGAGCUGUGUAUGGCUUGCAUCGAAGCUUGAGGAAAGUCCAAGAAAAGCAAGACAAGUCCUCGUUGUUUUCCACAGAAUGGAAUGUAGGAGGGAGAACUUACCAAUAGAGCAUUUGGAGGUUGGUUCGCAGAAAUAUCAUGACCUCAAAACUGACUUGAGCAGAACAGAAAGACAUAUAUUGAAAGAGAUGGGAUUCGUUUGUCAUGUUGAACAUCCUCAUAAAUUCAUAUCUAACUACCUUGCUACUCUUGAAACACCUCCAGAACUGAGGCAGGAAGCCUGGAAUCUAGCAAAUGAUAGUUUGCGCACAACUUUGUGUGUUCGAUUCAAGAGCGAGGUUGUGGCUUGUGGGGUUGUCUAUGCUGCUGCUCGUCGGUUCCAAGUACCCCUUCCUGAGAAUCCACCAUGGUGGAAGGUAUUUGAUGCAGACAAAUCUGGGAUUGAUGAAGUAUGCAGAGUUCUGGCUGAGCUGUACAGCCUUCCUAAGGCACAGUACAUUCCAGUCUGUAAGGAUGGAGACUCUUUUACAUUUUCGAACAAGUCAAGGGAUUCACAAUCUCAGCCAAUUCCGAAGGAAAUUUCACAGACUAGCCCUACAGCUAAUAUUAAGCCAGUUUCAGCAGCAAUUAAUCCUGAAUCUGUUGGAGCCAAAGAAGUAUUGGUUAGAGCAGCCAUUGACAAGAUGAAGGAUUCUAAGAAAAGUGAUGAUGAAUCAAAGAACGUGUCUGUUGAGGGAGAGGCAAGAGAAGAGCCUCUGCCAAAAUCUAAUUCUGAACUCAAAACAGAGGCAAGUAGGGAAAGGAACAGGGAGAGAGAGAAGGAGAGGGAAAGGGAAAGGGACAGAGAGAGGGAGGACCGAAUAAAGGCUCGGGAUCGUGAUAGGGGCAGGGAUUCUGACCGUGAACGGGAUCGAGAGGAAACAGAGAGGGACAGAGAUAAAGCCAAGGAUCGCAGUCAUCGUUCCAAGGAUAGAGCAAAGGAUUCAGGAGGACAUUCAGGGAAAUCAAGACAUCACUCAUCAAGAGAUCGUGACUACCACAGUUCCUCUUAUUCUUCAAGGGAGAAGGAUCGCCAUAGACAUCAUUCAUAUGCUUAAGCCUGUCUUCAAGGCAUGCUAGUUGUAUAUUGUAUCUAUCUUGAUCAUCAUGUCUGCAAAGAGGAAAUAAGUACUACUACUGGGGGAGAUAGAUCAUCUCACUUGAAACAAGAAUUAUUUUGACUUGAAAUGUACAACCUUAAUUUUGAUGACUGAUCUGUGGUCUAAUCCCAAUUGUUGAUCCUGUAUUCAGCCCUCUGUAAUGCAGGCACAACACUCGUAGUGCUUUGCUUAUCUUCUGGCUAUCUGCAAUAGCUUGCUGCAUUAUUGUAUAAUGUCGCAGGAGCUUGCCACUUCACAGGACGUGCUGCAAUUGGUAGCUGGUACUACUUGGGAGGUGCCAGCCUGGGGGGUCUGUCUUGAAUGCUUUACGAAUGAGAAUCCAUGUUCAUUUGAUAUCUUUGGCAAGUUUACACCCCUAGAAAUGCAUGCAGGAUGAUGUGCCUUGCAUUGCUGCUAUGUGAACAGCUUAUGUUUUUUGAUAAACAUCAGACUAUAUGAUAUGUCAAAGAUUCCUCACU